CCACUGAGCCACCCAGGCGCCCCAGUACUGGCACGGACAUUUGAUGCAGCUCUGAUCUGUUAAGUAUGAGGGAAAGUCUGCCAAGCAGCUUCUGGGAAAUGGUUGAGUCCUUGAUCACCAAUCCUGGAGAUCUCAGAUUCUAGUCUACAGGAAUAAGAUAUUUUCAGUAUUGAAAGAAGGUGGAGGUCCCCGUCUUGGGAGAUCAUCAUUUCUGGCAGCAGCCUGACCUGAGAUAUCUGACCAUAACUUCCAGGCAGGCCCAGAGCAGACAGAAGACAGUAUACUCUGCAGUUGGCUAGUCCUUUCUUCAGAACAGGAGAACAUGACCAAGGACCGGGUACCGUUAUCAUUCGAGGAUGUGGCUGUCGGCUUCUCCUGGGAGGAGUGGCAGUUACUGGCUCCAUCUCAGAAGGACCUGUACCGGGACGUGAUGUUGGAGAACUAUAGGAACCUGGUGUCAGUGGGUUAUCAAGCCAGCAAACCAGAUUCACUCUUCCAGUCAUUGCAAGGAGAACCACCAUGGACGGUAGAGGGAGCAGCUCGGAGUCAAAGCUGUCCAGAAGAAAUAUGGGAGAUUGAUCGUAUGCACUGGCACCCAGAAAACCAAAACGAGAGUAAAACCUUGGAAAGAGAUCAGCAAAGUUAUGCACUUGGAAAUAAUUCCGAUUUAUGUGAAAGUCUUGUUCCUUUAACACAAAGACACAAUAAGUUUGGCUCACAUUGUAAAAGUUUGAAACCACAUUUGGGUUUUGUUAUUCAGAAUAGAAGACAUGCAGGAGAGGACUCUGAUGAGUUUAGUGGAUGUGAGAAAUUAUCAGUCUACAUCCAGCAGGAUACAACUCUUAGUGGACUUAAAUGCCAUGGAUGGGUGAAACCCAGUGGCACUAGAUCACAGUUCAGUGAACAUCAAAAAACUUAUACAGAAGAGAAAGCACGUGAAUGCAGUAAGUGUGGGAAAGCCUUCUCCAGGAAGGCACAGCUCAUUAGGCAUCAGAGAACUGAAAGAGAAGAGAAGCCACACGGAUGCAAUGAAUGUGGGAAAACAUUCAUGAGGAAGAUUCAGCUCACUGAACACCAGAGGACUCAUACUGGAGAGAAACCCCACGAAUGUAAUGAAUGUGGAAGAGCCUUCUCCAGAAAGUCGCAGCUCAUGGUACAUCAGAGAACUCACACAGGAGAGAAACCCUAUGGGUGCAGUGAAUGUGGCAAAGCCUUCAGCCGGAAGUGCCGGCUCAGUAGACAUCAGCGAUCUCACACUGGAGAGAAACUCUAUGGAUGCAGUGUGUGUGGGAAAGCCUUCUCCCAGAAGGCAUACCUCAUUGCACAUCAGAGGCUUCACACGGGAGAAAAGCCUUAUAAAUGCAGUGAAUGUGGAAGAACUUUCUUUUUCAAGUCGGACCUGACCAAGCAUCAGAGAAUUCACACAGGAGAGAAACCUUACGGAUGCAAUGAGUGUGUAAAAGCCUUCAGGAGCAAGUCAAAGCUCAUUCAGCAUCAGCGAACUCAUACUGGAGAGAGACCGUAUGAGUGCAGCGAAUGUGACAAAGCCUUUGCCCACGUGUCGGUCCUCAUUAAACAUAAGAAAACUCACACAAGAGAGAAAGCUAUAAAUUCACUGAAGGUGGAGAAACCUUCCUCAGGGAGUCCUAGCUCUUUGUACAUGAGUGAACUUGCACAGGAGCAAAACAACAUGAACACAGUGCCUGUGGAAAUACCUUCUUUGGGAACUCAGCCCUCAUUAAACCUCCAUGAGUUCCUCGGGGGUAGAAAUGUAGUGUUUGUGGAACAGCCUUUUCUAGGAAGUCAGGCCUCAGUAGGUAAUUGGGAAUUUCCACAGGGAAUAAGUCUUGCAAAUGCAGUGAAUGUGACACCUUCUUUGAUAAAUUAUGUCUUAUAUGUUAUAGACAUUGUGUAGGAAAGAAAAUCGCUGGUACCAGAAUAUAUCUGAUAUCAGAAAAGCCUGUAGCAAGAAUCCUCGACAUAUGUCAGAGAUCAUUUUGGACACAAAUGCUAUGGGAUGCAGUGGUGGUAUAGAGGUAUAGAGGUGGUAUAGAGGAUAAGUCUGUGAGAAUUCAGACUUAUUAAAUUUCUAUGAAAUUUCACUGGGCAGCAAUGCAGAUAAUGUGAGAAAACCUUUUCCUGGAGGUGAUACCUCCAUUGGUAUCAAAGAAUUCCCACAGGACCAGAACAUUAGGAACGAAUGUGAUGAUGUUUUCAGUGUUAAAUUCUACCUCAUCCCAUCAGAGAAGUGUAGAAACACCUCUAGAGACGCCGAAUAUGGACAACGUUUUCAGUAAAAUGUGGAAGAACUCAUAGGAAGGAGAAACCCCUGAACACAAUAAAAGAUGGAAAUUCUAAGCUGGGGAUUCUAUUGCCAAACUAACGAAUGUGUCACAAUUUUGAAUCUUGGGAAUCUGGGAAAGACUUCUCUGAUAAAUGAAAUCCUGUGUUAUGUAGCAAAAACCUAUGAAUGUGAUGAAUAUGGAGCUACAACUUUAUUAGUCUCUUAUGGCUGUUGUAACAAAUUACCAUGCAUUUGGUGGCUUAAAACAACACAAUAUUAUCUUACAGUUCUGGAGGUCUAGAAUCUGAAAUGCGUCUUGCUGGACAAGGGGUUGACAGGGCUACAUUUCUUUUUGGAGGCUCCAGGGAGAACCUGUUUUUCUUUGUCAUUCCAGCUGCUAGAAUUUGCCUGAAUUUAUGGUUUGCAGACCUCUUCCACCUUCCAAGCCAGCAGUGGCUGGUCAACUCUUCCAUCACUCUGACACUGACUCUUGCCUCCCUCUCCUACAUUUAAGGCCCACCCAAGUAAUCUAGGAUAACCUCCCUAUCUUAAAAUCAGCUAAUUAGCAACUGUAACUCCACCUACUACCUUGAUUCCCCUUGCCUUAUACUGUGACAUACUCACAAGUCCUGGAGGUUAGGAUGUAGACAUCUUUGGGGGCCAUUAUUCUGCCUCCUUCAGACCACCCUCUGGCACCCAAUUAUUUGUGUCCAUACCACAUGAAAAAUACAUUCAGUCUCUCUCAGCACCUCCAGAUGUCUCAACCUAUUACAGUACCAACUCAAAGUCUAAAAUUCCACCUAAAUCUUGAGUUUAAACGCUCUAAAUCAAGAAUUGGUUGAGGCUCUGGAUAUGAUUUGUCCUGAGGCACAAUUCCUCUCUAUGAGCCUGUGAAAUCCUAGAAACAAUUCACAUGGCCCUAAAAUACCCAAUUGCAUCUUUUACUUUAAAUGCCUUUUGCCACAUAAUGUAACAUAUUUACAGGGUCUGGAGAUUAGGACAUGAACAUCUUUGGGAGUCCAUUCUGUCUACCACAAAAACAUUAGAUGUCAGAGUAUUCAUACUACAGGAUAUUCCUACCUAGCCAUUAAAUAAAUCUAGAGAAGCGUGUUCACAGAGAAGUAAUUGUCUUUGAUAAUUACAGUCCAAAUACAGUAACUUUUUUUCUACAAACAGGGACUCUUACACCUGUG
Messenger RNA from Enhydra lutris kenyoni (northern sea otter), 3477 nucleotides. RefSeq names its product zinc finger protein 577. The record is from RefSeq and is a predicted model, not a curated record. NCBI's taxonomy places the organism in Eukaryota, Metazoa, Chordata, Mammalia, Carnivora, Mustelidae. Bases 323 to 1915 code for a protein of 530 amino acids. The transcript is spliced from 6 exons. Gene Ontology annotation, molecular function: DNA-binding transcription repressor activity, RNA polymerase II-specific. Gene Ontology annotation, biological process: negative regulation of transcription by RNA polymerase II.